AAGAAAACAAAUGGCAACAAUACCCAACCCAUGACUGUUGGAGAUCCUGCUGAAAUUGAAUGGAUAGUAGAAGAUGUGGUCACCCCAGUGCCCCAACAAGACCCAUCCAGAAAGGCAGAGGUAAACUACUGGUUUGUGAAGAGGGUGGCAACAAACAACCCCAAUGACAGGUCCUCCCAUUCUUCUCAUAUUCAGGAUCAACAAGACCAUAAAACUUCCGUUCAGCCCUUGUGCCCAAACCCAUCCAUAAAAAAGCACUGUAAAAGGCAAAUAACUCCUAGAGAUUUGCGCUUCAUUUGCCCUGUGUGUCCAGAAACAUUUGAGGGUGUCUCAGAUUUCUUUGAGCAUCAGAAAGUCCACGAGAAUGUGUGUCCAGAGUGUGGGGAACAGUUUUCUAAUAGGUCGGCUCUCGAGGCGCAUCUGUUGCUGCACCUGGAAGACAAGAUACGCAUAUGUGAGGAGUGUGGUCAGUGUUUUGGCACGCAGGCUGAGUUGGAGAGCCAUCUGAGAACCCACAAAGGAGAUAAGCAGUGGUUGUGCAAUCAAUGCGGCAAAUGCCUCUACUCCAAGUCUGGUCUUGACAGGCACCAACUCAUCCAUAUAAGAGAUCGACUUGUUCCUUGUCCGCAGUGUGGCAAAUGCUUUGCGAAGCAGUCGAACUUCGAAAUGCACUUGCGUCUCCACGCUGGCGAAGAGCUCUACCCGUGUACGUUGUGCGAAAAACUCUUCCCUACAAAGUCCGCCUGCGAAAGGCACAUCAGGGCCCAUACCAUGGAGCGUCCACAUGCCUGCCCACAGUGUGGCAAGAGGUUCCUGUACAACGGCUGCCUGAUUAAACACAUGCGUGUUCACACAGGGGAAAAACCGUUUGUCUGCGAUUUAUGUGGGAGGCGGUUUGCCCAAAGCUCAAGUCUCAACAGCCACCGAAGGCUUCAUGAGGACGAAAAGCCAUUCGUUUGUAGAGAGUGUCAGAAGUGCUUCAGCAAAAAAUUCAAUUAUGAUAUGCACAUGAAAAUUCACGCCAAGGAGAGACUGAUUGAGCAAUUGGCUCGACUGAAAUGUGACAGUGGCGAUAAGAUGGCGGCUCCUUCUGGAGAGGCAGAAAAUGAUAAACCUGUUAACAAUGGCCCAUUUAAUGAGAGGACUGCUUUGGACAUCAGACUGCCAGAUCUUGGUGUGUCAGCAAGGUGUGACCGCACUAGUAGGGAUGUUGGCAAGGCCCCAGUUUUAGACCUCUUGCUUGAUGAUAGGCCCCCCAGAGACGUCAUGUUCGCCGAGGCACCAGGUAAUGGCGUCUCAUUUAAUAACUCUACUAAAGAUGUCUCAGUUAAUGAUAAGUCUUUAGAAGAUGUUACUGGAGCGCCACCCAUUAAAGAGGCCUCGCUUAGUGGAAGCUCCAUGACGAAUGUCUUGUUAGGCAACACACCAGAUAAAGACAUUUUACGAAGUGAUGAGUCCAUGAAAUAUGUCUCACCUAGUGACAGUCUCAGAAUUGGUGCCUCUUUUAAUGAAAGCCAAUGUAUAGAUAUCUCUCUUAGUGAUUCAUCCAUCUCAGACGAAUCAUUUGGCGAGAUGUUCGACGAUGACGACCCCUUAAACGAGGUGCCUUGGAAAUCAAACCCGGAGGAACGUCAGCACAUCUGUCCCGAGUGUGGGAAGAGCUUCCCCUACAAUGGCUGCCUGGUUAAGCACCUGCGAACCCACACCGGAGAGAAGCCUUUCCCCUGCCCGGAGUGUGGAAAACGUUUUGCACAGAAGUCAACGCUGAACUGCCACAUUAGGACUCACACAGGUGAACGGCCCUUUCUGUGCCCUCUGUGUGGCAAAGGCUUCACCAGCCAGUCCCACGUAGCCCGCCACCAGGUGGUUCACCGGUCAGACCAGAUGUUCUCAUGUAACGGGUGUGGGAAAGAGUUUUCAGUGAGGUCUUAUUUGUUAAAACAUCAGAAGAGGAAUAACUGUGUACGAAAACUCUGACUUUUACCUUUU
This is a messenger RNA of Nanorana parkeri, 1989 nucleotides long. Its product is annotated as zinc finger protein 835-like. NCBI's taxonomy places the organism in Eukaryota, Metazoa, Chordata, Amphibia, Anura, Dicroglossidae. The record is from RefSeq and is a predicted model, not a curated record. The transcript is spliced from 2 exons. Bases 31 to 1977 code for a protein of 648 amino acids.